AUAUAAUUGAUAAAAUGCCAAGCUAAGUUGCAAUGGGCAGGAAAAACCUGUCUUUGGCGGAUAUUACGUUAUAAAAUAUUCCAAGGAUACAAAGAUUGAACAUCUAUUUUGAGGGCUAUGUAGAUGAAAAUAACAUGGAAGAUCAGCAGCCGGCAUUAAACAGAAGCAGUUCACUCGAUCCCAAAUUUCUGCAAAGACCACCAUCACAUAGAUCUAUAACAAGGUCGCUUAGUGUUCCAUCAAGCAUAUCUUUUGUUGAUCAACAGCCACUGACGGAAGAACCUGAACCUAAUGAUAAAGAUCCAGAAAGGCAUUGCGAUUCCGAGAAAAAAGAUCCCGAAAAACAUCAAGUUCGAUGCAUCGAAUGUGUCAAAGCUAUUCCAGUUUUUUCAUGCCACGAUGUAGAGGCCGGUGACCACGUGGUUUUCAGUGGGGCCGUAUACGACCAUCAUGGGAUAAUAAUUUCGAAAUUAAACGAUGACGAAACGUUCGAGAUAAUAGAAGCAACCAACACUAUUUCUGGAGCUGUUUUAGGGGUGUCAAAAUUUUUCGGAGGCAAAGCAGAAAUUAAAUGUUCUUUUAAGAAGUUUGACUUCGACGGGGAAAAGAUUUGUGUAGUCGUGUACAGACACCGGUAUUCAAAAGAGGAAACCGUUCGACGUGCCACCGGCUUUUACAAUAGAAAAGAAGACAGUAAAAAAUAUAAAUAUGACUUGUUUUAUAACAAUUGUGAGCAUUUUGCUACAUACUGCGUCACCGGACAAAAUUUCAGCGUGCAGGUGUCUAAGUUUAGACUAACGUGGAAGCUAUUUUGGAGCAGUGGAUUUGUCGGAGUCAGUGAUGAACUAGAAAGAAAUAAAAAAGAGUUUGAAAAUGGUAUUAUUUGCGACGAUUGUUAUGAAAUGAAUAAAAAGCUUCUUGGCGUCGGUGUCAAACCGAUAGUAUCAGAAAGAGAUGUUCAAAAAGGAGACAUCAUCCGGUAUUCAUAUUGGAAUUUAUGGCAUGACGCCGUCGUUCUUGAGGUAAGCAACACAAAUAAAAAUUCAGUUGUUUGUUCCAUUGCACACUACGCUUUCUGUGGACCUUUCUCUCAUCGAACAAUUAAAGAAGAAAUGAAAGAAAUUCCAUUUAACGGACAGAGUCUUAAACUUGACUAUGCUCCGCCUAAAUAUGAUGUGUAUGAGCCCGACAAAGUUGUUAAACGUGCACGAAAACGACUUGGUGAACAGUUGUUUGUUUUCUUUUCCAAUGAUUCUAGUCACUUUGCCAGAUGGUGCAAGCUGAAACUUCGGAGAUCGUAAAAUAACCACCCGGUCUUCUAUAUUUGAUUGAUAUGUGACUGUAUUAUUGCAUGAUGCGUUUGAAUACAGUUAAAAGUGGGGGAGAUGUUAAUUACAAGCAAUUUAGGUUAAUUAUCAUAAUCAUUGUUUCAUUACAUAAAAAACAAUUAACGUAAUCCAACACAACCUUAGAAAAUGAUUUGUAUUUUUAUAAACUUUCCCUUUUCCCCUUUUUUUAAAAUUUCUUUCUUUUUUGUUUUGUUUGAAAAUCAUUAGUUUUUAUACAAUCAUUUAUUCCCUUCUUAUUAAAUUCUAAAACACACUCAAAAAUAGUUUCUGUAAAAAAGGGUUGAUGAUGUUUAAUAAUGUUUGUUGAUUUAUCAAAUGGUUUUUCAAGUACUUAAAACACAUAUAAAUUAAUACAUAUAUUAAACCUAAUUAUAUUUAUCAAAAUAUAAAAAAAUUUAUCAUGAAUUGGUAUGUAAAAAUGAUUUGAAAUCGAUAUAAAAAUUAAACGCGUUUUAAAUUUGAAAAUGAGGCUUCAAAAUAAAUUAUUUCAAUUUGUCUCUUUUGACAUACAAAGAGACUUAUCACGCCCUUGCAAUUAUUCUGAGAAAGAUAUUUGAGACAUAUACAAGAAGGUUGAAUGCGUUAUUUUUUAAGUUCUUGUUUUGUGUCCAUGAAGAUUAUAAACUUCAUUAAUAUUUAGUUAUUCAAACAUAUGAUUUUUUUUCGAAGAAAAAAAGGAGUAAACGAUGGCACGUGACUUAAUUUGAAUUAGCGUGUAUAAUUAUCAUCAAUUCAAAGUGUUUAGGUACAUGUAUGAACCUCGGUCUAUUCCCAGUGACUCCAUUUAAGCACCUUUAAAAUGUAUAUUACACCUAGUAUUGUUUAAAAUGGUGUCUAAGAAAUCAUUGUUUUAGUAAUUAACUUCAAACACUGUUGCUUUUUUUUUUACUUGUACCUUCAAAUUAUUCAGAGUGCUGAGUAUUUCUGACCUUAAAGAGAACCUCUUGUAAUUGUAUAUGUAUUCAAAGGAGACUGGAUGGUUAAAAACCUGUCAGACCUGACUUAAAAUAUAUUUUUUGUAUGGUUGCUUUAGCCAUUACCUAUCAAUUAUUUAAAAAAAAAUUCAUAAUUCAUUAAUUUCUCUAUCUUUUCAAGCUAAUAUUGAAAUCUUUAAUGUUAAUGAUGAACAAGACCAUCUUACUCUUUUAAAUGCUGCAUUUUUGUUUUUGUUUUUUCGCUAUCUACAAGUAUCAUAAUUGUAUUUUGCCGAUCUUCAAUCAAAAUAUGAUUUUAAGAAUUGGUAAAAUUUUGUUGUGUUAUAAUGUUUUCAAUAAACUUGAAAUUUAG
Magallana angulata is the source of this 2636-nucleotide messenger RNA. RefSeq lists its product as uncharacterized. The transcript is spliced from 2 exons. The record is from RefSeq and is a predicted model, not a curated record. Lineage: Eukaryota; Metazoa; Mollusca; Bivalvia; Ostreida; Ostreidae. Bases 135 to 1301 code for a protein of 388 amino acids.